AUGAACUACUUCCCAAGCAGUACUACAACCACAACCACUCAAUACUCUACUAGUUCAUCAUCUAGAUCUUGUGCUGCUUCAAACAACAACAAGAAGGAGAUUAAUAAGGUCAAGAAGGGCAACAGUGGAAAUAACAAUAUUAAGAGAAGCGGUAACAAGGGAGUGAUGAAACUCUCUACGGACCCGCAAAGCGUGGCGGCUCGGGAGAGGAGGCACCGGAUCAGCGAUCGGUUCAAGAUCUUGCAGAGUUUGGUCCCUGGUGGGGCCAAGAUGGACACGGUGUCCAUGUUGGAGGAGGCUAUUCAAUACGUCAAGUUUCUCAAGACCCAGAUAUGGCUUCAUCAGACCAUGAUCAACUAUCAGUUCGUGGAUGAUCAGGAGAACUAUAGCCAAGACCACACGCCCAAUGCCAUGUUCCUUACUCCACCUGAUCAUCAAUGUAAUGUUCACGAUUCUUCUAAUGGUAACGUUGCAGUUCUUGAUGAUCAAGCUCCUCUGGAGAUGCUGAUGGUACCGGAUUAUAAUUGCGCCUUUGGUCAAGGCCAUGAAACUACGUCGUUUGAGCAUGCGUAUGGGAGAUAUGAUUAAUCGGCCAGUUAGUUUGUUAUAUAUAUAUAUAUAUAUAGUCACGAGGAGUAAUAUUUUAGUUAGCAAGUUUAGAUUAUGUCGUGUGUUAUAUAUGUGUUUUGAUGUUGAAGAUUUGGCUGGGGUUAUUUAGUAUAUAUUAUGUGA
Messenger RNA from Morus notabilis, 732 nucleotides. Its product is annotated as transcription factor bHLH140. The record is from RefSeq and is a predicted model, not a curated record. Lineage: Eukaryota; Viridiplantae; Streptophyta; Magnoliopsida; Rosales; Moraceae. Gene Ontology annotation, molecular function: DNA-binding transcription factor activity; protein dimerization activity. Gene Ontology annotation, biological process: regulation of DNA-templated transcription. The transcript has a single exon. Bases 1 to 588 code for a protein of 195 amino acids.